ACACGUGCCACUAGGAUUCCUGGCCAAGCCCCCGCAGCCCAAGCCAUUCACACCGGGCAGCGUUCGGCUGCCAGCACGUGCUGCGAGUUCCCCCUCCGCUUUCCUAGACCGGUCCACCUUCCGCAGAGUCCCUCUGGCCACAGCUGCUUCUUUCGCCUCUCCAGCCGCGGGAUCCUUUCAAGCCAUCGUUGAUCGCUCAACAAAAUGGCCAACGCGCGGAACACCUGGGAUCAAGUGACCGUCAACCUACUUGCUUUUAGGGCUUUUUUUGACUAGUUCCGACUUUGGGGAAGUUUCCCAAAGGCAGGCGAAGGCUAGUUUGAACUAGACAUUUGACGAAACUUCCGAUUCCUGGAACACAAAAGGGAAGAGAAACUGAGACCGCUGCAAGCAUGAGUCAUGUGGUGAAAGAUGCGCCCGGGUUGGACCAGCAGUUUGCUGGUCUGGACCUGAACUCCUCUGGUAAUCAGAGUGGAGGAGAAAGUACAGCAAGCAAAGGGCGCUAUGUACCUCCUCACUUAAGGAACAGAGAAGCUUCCAAAGGAUUCUAUGAUAAAAACAGUUCAGGGUGGAGUACUAGUAAAGACAAGGAUGCAUACAGCAGUUUUGGAUCUCGAGAUUCUAGAGGAAAGCCCAGUUACUUCAGUGAUCGUGGAAGUGGAUCAAGGGGAAGGUUUGAUGAUCGUGGACGGAGUGACUAUGAGGGUAUUAGCAGUCGUGGGGACCGGACUGGCUUUGGCAAAUAUGAACGCAGUGGACACAGUCGUUGGUCUGACAAAUCAGAUGAGGAUGAUUGGUCAAAACCACUUCCUCCAAGUGAACGCUUGGAGCAGGAACUCUUUUCUGGAGGAAACACUGGGAUUAACUUUGAGAAAUAUGAUGACAUACCAGUAGAGGCAACCGGCAAUAACUGUCCUCCACAUAUUGAAAAUUUCAGUGAUGUUGAGAUGGGAGAAAUUAUCAUGGGCAACAUUGAGCUUACUCGUUAUACUCGCCCUACUCCAGUGCAAAAACAUGCCAUUCCUAUUAUCAAAGAAAAAAGAGACUUGAUGGCUUGUGCCCAAACAGGGUCUGGAAAAACUGCGGCAUUUCUUUUGCCCAUCUUGAGUCAGAUUUAUACAGAUGGUCCAGGCGAGGCUUUGAAGGCUGUGAAGGAAAAUGGAAGGUAUGGACGCCGUAAACAAUACCCAAUCUCCUUGGUUUUAGCCCCAACAAGAGAGUUGGCUGUACAGAUCUAUGAGGAAGCCAGAAAAUUUUCGUACCGGUCUAGAGUUCGUCCAUGUGUGGUUUAUGGUGGUGCUGAUAUUGGUCAGCAGAUUCGAGACUUAGAACGUGGAUGUCACUUGUUAGUUGCCACACCAGGACGUCUAGUGGAUAUGAUGGAAAGAGGAAAGAUUGGAUUGGACUUCUGCAAAUACUUAGUGUUGGAUGAAGCUGAUAGGAUGCUGGAUAUGGGAUUUGAACCUCAGAUACGCCGUAUAGUUGAACAAGAUACUAUGCCACCAAAGGGUGUUCGCCAUACCAUGAUGUUUAGUGCCACUUUUCCUAAGGAAAUACAGAUGCUUGCUCGUGAUUUCUUGGAUGAAUAUAUCUUUCUGGCUGUAGGCAGAGUUGGCUCCACCUCUGAGAACAUCACACAGAAAGUAGUUUGGGUGGAAGAGUUGGACAAACGAUCAUUUUUGCUGGACCUCUUAAAUGCAACAGGGAAGGAUUCACUGACUUUAGUGUUUGUGGAGACCAAAAAGGGUGCUGAUUCUCUGGAGGACUUCUUAUACCAUGAAGGAUAUGCUUGUACCAGUAUCCAUGGAGACCGAUCACAGAGAGAUAGAGAGGAGGCCCUUCACCAGUUCCGCUCAGGAAAAAGCCCAAUUCUAGUGGCUACUGCUGUGGCUGCAAGAGGACUAGACAUUUCAAAUGUGAAACAUGUUAUCAAUUUUGAUUUGCCAAGUGAUAUUGAAGAAUAUGUACAUCGUAUUGGCCGUACGGGACGUGUAGGAAACCUUGGCCUUGCCACCUCAUUCUUUAAUGAGAGAAAUAUAAAUAUCACAAGGGAUUUGUUGGAUCUUCUCAUUGAAGCUAAACAAGAAGUACCAUCUUGGUUAGAAAAUAUGGCUUAUGAACACCACUAUAAGGGUAGCAGUCGUGGACGUUCUAAGAGUAGAUUCAGUGGAGGAUUUGGUGCCAGAGACUAUCGACAAAGUAGCAGUUCCAGCAGUUCUAGCUUUAGUAGUAGUCGUGCAAGCAGCAGCCGCAGUGGUGGAGGUGGUCACGGCAGCAACAGAGGAUUUGGUGGAGGUGGCUUUGGAGGCUUCUACAAGAGUGAUGGAUACGGAGGAAAUUACAACUCCCAGGGGGUUGACUGGUGGGGCAACUGAAUCUGCUUUGAAGCAAAGCCACCCUUUCAAAUAAGCUGAUAUGGAAACCACAUGUAACUUAGCCAGACUAUGUGUAGCUUCAAGAACUUCCAGUACAUUACCAGCUGUGAUUCUCCUAAAAAUUCAAGGGAACUCAAAGUCACAAGAAGAAAAGAAAGGAACAAUCAAAUAGCCCUAUUCAGAAGUUGGUUUGAAAACUCAAUUGCUAUAAUUUGGGUUAACUCCCCUUGUGCUUAUUUCCACCCAAACUGCAUUAAUAAUUUUGUGACUGAGGAUCAUUUGUUUGUUAAUGUACUGUGACUUUAACUUUAGACAACUUAUUAUUUUGAUGUCCUGUUGGCUCAGUAUGCUCAAGAUAUCAGUUGUUUUGACAAAUAAAUUUACUGAACUUGGGCUAACAUCAAACCUUGGCACACAGGUGUGAUACAACUUAACAGGAGUCAUCAGUUUUUUCAUAAAUAUUAUAAGGGAAAGACUUUAUUAUUUGCAGACUGAGGGAGAAAAACAUCUUACAGCAGGAUUGGUUUCUAACAUGGCAAACUAUACUAAGUUAAAGUUGUUACUUGCUCACUCUAUCCUGGAUAGGCACUUCGAACCUUGUGGUCUUCAAAUAAGCCAUUCCAGUCAUGAGGUGGCAUGUACGAAUAUAUCCAUACAUUUUUCACAGUGUUCUUUGAAGUUAAUGCAAGUAAAUACAGCAAUUCCUCUUUAUUAUUUAGGUUUUUAAUUCUAGGUUAGGCAAAUGUGGGCAUACUAUUACAGAUACGGUUUAAAGUUUUGAUAACAAAAGUGUUUGGGGAGAUUCCACAUAAUUAGAUUUUUUAAAUGCCUGCCAUAAAUAAAACUGAAAUGUAGAAUGGCUGACUGUGGCAGUGACCAGUCCUCUUUAUGGACAUGGUUGGAUUUUGGUCUUUAAUGCAUGCUAGUGUUGAUGUUUUUUGGUCAAGAGGAUAUGAACAGAGAGGAUUAUGCAGCAGGCUUUAUUUUAAUGCAGAAUUCACAUUACUCUGUUUAAGCUGCGUUGAAAUGUUAAAAUGGCUUACACUUGUAGACUUUGUAAAUCAGAGUAACAGCAAACUGAAAUCCUUGAGAUCACACAGGUUGGAAAUAUGUACUAAUAAACUGCACAAGGUGUCAUUUCUAUAUAGUGCAGUUUUAGUCUAUUUUAGUUGCAUAGGUUUCCAUUGUAUUUAUAGUCUCUUUUAUGCUAAAUUUGGCCAAAGAUGAUCAUCCACCUCUGAAAAUGCCUCUGCCACUUUGGGAAUUCUGUGCUGGUUUUGUGGCCAGAAUGCACUGAUCUUUACAAUGGCGUUAAGAAGGCAAAAAUUCCUUAAAAGUGCAAUAGAUUUUUAAGCGUAUUGUGCCUUGUUCUAAAACUUUAUUAAGUAGGUGCACUUGACAGUAUUAAGGUCAUUUGUUACGGUGCUAUUUCAAUUAGUAGAGGUUUAGACUUGUACAUUUUGCCCAUAACUUUUUACGAAGCACUUAUUUUAUUGCACAUUCAGAAAAUUUUAUAUAUGUGUCUUGUGUGCGUGUCCUUAAACUUCCAAUCUUAUUUUGUCUCUUGGAGAUUGUUGAACGCAUCUUGUGAAGAACUAGAUUAUAAAAUUUUGUUUGGGACCAUGGAGUGAUAGUUGAGAAGAAACCUAUUUGCACAUGACAGAUUUUAGAUACUUUUUGCUGCUAGUUUGUGUAAUAUUUAUUGAACAUUUUGAUGAAUAUUUAUUUUUGUAAGCCUAAAAGUGAUUCUUUGAAAGUUUAAAAAAAACUUGACCAAAAGACAGUACAAAAACACUGGCACUUGAAUGUUGAAUGUCACCGUAUGUGAAAUAAUAUAUUUUGGGGUAGUGUGAGCUUUUAAUGUUAGUCCUAUUAAACUUGAGUCACAUUAAGCAAACCCGGCACUGGCAAUGUAGCUAACUGUAACUUUCUGACAAAAUUUAAGACAAAAUUGGCAACUUGAAAGUAAAACAUGCCAAGGUUUUGAUACACUUGUCUUAAAAUAUUAAUGAAAAAUUUCUAAACACUGAUAUGAAGUGUCCACAUUCUCAGAGGUUCUCAGAUUUGUUUAGUUUUUUGUUUUGCUUUGUUUUCAGUAACUGUCUGGCAUAUUUGCAAUCCUCAAACAUGUGGUUAUUCUUGUGUAUUGCCAUAAUCAGUGACUUACAUUCAGUUUUAGGAUUUAAUCUUGCUGAAUGUAGACUUUAAACCUCAAGUCACUGUAUGUUUUAGUAAUUCCUUAUUGUAUUAGUUUUAGUUGCUAGCACUGCAUGUGCUGUUUAUUCUGAUUUUACUAAAAUAAAAAGUUGAACACCA
Messenger RNA from Equus quagga, 4691 nucleotides. RefSeq names its product ATP-dependent RNA helicase DDX3X-like. The transcript is spliced from 18 exons. Gene Ontology annotation, cellular component: nucleus; P granule. The coding region runs from base 393 to 2375 and encodes 660 amino acids. Gene Ontology annotation, biological process: gamete generation; cell differentiation. Gene Ontology annotation, molecular function: RNA helicase activity; RNA binding; ATP binding. The record is from RefSeq and is a predicted model, not a curated record. Lineage: Eukaryota; Metazoa; Chordata; Mammalia; Perissodactyla; Equidae.